CCAGCACAGCUGCAGCAGCAGCAGCAGUCGUUCGUCAGUCCCGCCGGCACAGUACGCGACGCCGCAUUGUACGCGCGACAUGUACACGUUGGUAAACACGGCCGCAGGGCAGCAGCACAGUCGCGAUCCGCAACGCCGACAACAACAACAACAACACCAGUCGUGAAGCCGGUACCGCGUGUCAGUAGACGGCCGGCGCUGCUGUGUAGUGGUAGUGGUCAGUCCCCGUGGCUUCGUCGUCGUCGUCGUUGUCGAUCAGUUGCUCUCGCGUCUCUCUGUCCAGCGCCCGCGCGCCGCGGUCAGUCAGUCAGUCAGUCAGUGAGUCUCCGGACGCUUGAGCAUACGCCGAGGCACAUCGCCCGAGACACCGGUGUCAGUGCGCGAUCGCGUGUGUUGACCGACAGUCGUGAACGGUCGCGAUUAUUAAUAUUAUUUUUCGUACCGAGUAUUUACGCGAAGUGUGCGAGAACACUUAUACGUCGGAACUAAACAAUAAUUUACCGAUAUAUUUUUUUAUUUUUUUUUUUUUUUCCCGUCAAACAUUUUCGAAGUCGAUAUUUAUUUUAUUUUUUUUUUUUUCCCCCGAACGAACGCGAUAAUUUUCGCGAAAAAAUUUUUUCGAAUUUUUCGUGUCGACCGUGAUUUCGUUGAAAUAAUUUUUUUUUUUUUCCGUUCCCGCGUCCCGAAUCCUAUUGCCCGGGCCGGAUAACCGACGCGAAAAUUCCGAUAAUACCGACAAUGGUGCCGAAACAGGAGAUCGUCGUCAGCCCCGACGACUCGGACGCGAUCAUGGAACAGCCGCUGUUCGGAUCUCAGCUGGUCGACGAGAAUUCGCCGACGCCGUACUCGGACGCGACGCAGGUACGUGUUUCGAGACUUGGGCUUCCCCCGACCCGACAAAAUAGGAUAAAAAUUUUAGGAUAUUUUUCCGCGUGAGAAAGCCCGGCCGGCGUGACGGGGACACACAAAAAAAACCAUUAUGAAAACGCCGAGUCCGCGGAUACGGCGCGUGUGCGGCGAAAAAAAAAUAAUCGGCUGUUUCCACGAGAAAUACGGGCGAGCGGCCGGGAAGAAGAAAAAAAAAUCGCCGGUCGCCGGUUAUUUUUUUUUUUUCCGGUUUCUCUCGGCGACUGCGGGUGAAAAAAAAAACGAUUAUUACCGAAAUUAUGUGAAAAAAUAAAAUAAUAAUAAAAAACAACGUCGCGCUUUAUCCCGGUCGGAGACCGCGAGUCCGAGAGAAAAAAAAAAACUUAUCAAAAUUUCCUGACGAAAAAUCCCGACGGGUUUCCCCGGUCGGUUUUCUCGUCCGUCGCUAUAAAAUAAAUAAUAAUUUCGUUUAAAAAAAAAAAAAAAAAAAAAAUAUUCAUAAAAAAAUUCGCUCGGGAUGAUCCGUCGUUAAAAUACAUCCGUUCGCCGAGAUGACGUCUCUUAUCUCGGAGCUCUCGCGCGUUCGACAAAAAACAUUUUUUUUUUUCUGUCGGUUUUUUUUUUUACAACUCGUGCGUAAUUUUCGUCAACGAAUUUUUUUAUUUCUUCAAUUCGGACCGGCGACAAUAAUGAGAAAAAAAAAAAACGCUGAUAUCGAUAAAGUUCUCGCGCCCCGUGCCGGACGUUCGACGGCGAUAUUAAAAACGCCGGGGAAAAAAAAAAAAAAACCCGCCGCUCAAUUCCGCGAUUGUUUACGGAGUUUCCGAAAAACGCGAGAAAUAAAGCGGGGAAAAAAUCGUGUUUUUUCGCCGCCCGCCCGCUAUUUCCACGGGACUUGGGGAAAAAUCAACGUGCGUACACGCGAUCGACAAAAAAAAAAAUAAUAAAAUAAAAUCAACGGUCGCCGAGUUCGCGACGCAUUUUUUCCCUCACCCGUCCGUCGAGUGUCGAAUGAAUUGUUUAAAUCAAAUUUUUCCGGUUUACGAUUUUUUUUCUCAAACGGUUUUUUUUCGUAAACAUUUCGAUCGUCGCCGCGUCCGGGAUUUAUCGGUCCGCGUGCACAACCCGCGGACGAUUACGCCGGGCCGAUCGCGCGCGCCAUUCGUCCGACAGAUAAUUACGAUUCCCGUUCGGAAUGUAUCGCAAACGCGCCCGCACACCGCCUCACAACCACCCGAGCAUUUCCCCGUUUCGCGCGGUAAUUUCUUCCCGCGUAACGGCGCCGCGGCCGCGACCGUCGCCCGUACCGAUGACGCGAGCGCGGUGAACUGACGGGACGGGAGAAGAAAUAUUAUCGAUAGUGAGCAAAAAAAAAAAAAAAAAAAAAUCAAAAACAAUGUAUCCGUGUUAUCGGUAAUCGUCGUACGUUUUUUUUUUCUCUCUCUCUCUCUCUCUAUCUCUCUCUCUACGUAAUAAUACCGCGCACCCGGAAACGGUCGCGGGCGGGUUCUCCGCGGAGAUAUUCGUCCGUGAGCGCGCCGCGCGCGUUCGGGUUCUCGACCAAGGUCCCCGCGCGCCGUACGCGGCGGAACCGGCGGAGCGGUGCGCCGUCGAGCCGUCGCCGUCGCGCGCGGCCGAAACGAUCGCGUUUUUUUUAAUCGGGCGGUAAAAUCGCCGGGCCCGCGCGCGCGAUAAAACGACCGUUUAGUUUUACCGCGGACGAACGGACGGAAAACGCGUUCCCGGCCGGCAGUGGAUACGCGGACGGAAAACGUCGUUCGGCUGUCGUGCCGAAACGACACCUACAGCCGCGGCGGGUGGGAGGGGCGAGGGGGGUCGGCGGAGAACGUACGCGGCGCCGUAGCACACGUAUCGUUCGGCGGUCGUCGUUGUCGUCGGAUUCGCCCGGCGCCGGACGAAAAACGCGAAUCCGAUACCUAUGCUCGUCGAGGGGUUUUGUUUUUUCGGAACUCGUAAACCGCCAAUCCGUCGCCCGCGCUGCCGCUGACGGCGCCGGAAAAAACGACGGUUUUUUUACCGGAUCGGUUACGAUUGGAAUUAUUGUUAUUCCCGGCCGAAUAGCGAGCGCGCGUUUUUUUUUACUCUAACGAAGCCGCCCCGGCGGUGUACGGACAAAUGUACGAAACGGUUCUUUUUCGCCCGCCCCGUCCGUUUUCGGUAUCGGUACGCGUCAAUCGACCGCGAAACGGGAGGGCUUUUUUUUUUAAAAUUUCCUCUGAAAUUUUUCGUCCGGAAGACCGCGGAAAAUUCCGCGUUCUCCCUCCUCCCCCCCACCCACCCAGGGGGCGCGGCGCGUACGAAUUGUACGUUAUCGGCGAUUUUACGAGCGAAUUCCGUCGGGAAAAACAGAAUCUUCCCGUGGCUAAAACCAAAUCCGCGAAUAUUUUCUCGCGGUGUUUUCAUUUUCCCCUCCCCACCGUCCGUUUAAAUCUCGGCCAACCGGAUUUUCGUGACACUACAGUAUUAUCGUAUCGUUUCCCCUCUUUCUCGGUCGCGAUAUUCCGGCGUAAAUCGGGCGGUGGGGGCAGAGGAGUGCGCGUACCUCUCCGCCGGCGGCGGAACAGCCAGCGGCAGCAGCAGCAGCAGCAGCAGCAGCUGAGCCGAACUGUCGGGCGGACGAACGUGCCGCGUCGGCGGCGGGGGACGGGACGGCGGGGUCGCGCGCGCACAGGUAGACAGGUGGUUGCCCCGUCCGAAGGUUGUUGUGUUUGUGUGCGCGCUCGGGCGCGCGCGUGUGUGUGUGUGUGUGUGUACUCGCGUAUGCGUGUGGCGGCGCGCAAUGAGUCAUUCGCCUUUUCCGCGUGUGCCCGCCCGCCGGCCCGCGAGGAAACGGUCGCGGUGCGAACGCCGCCGCCGCCGCCGCCGGCAGCGUACGCGGGCGUACGCCGGGCGGCGCGCGCGCGCUCGCUUGUGUACGUGUAUGUGCGUGUGUAUGCGUGCGCGCCUUGUUAAUGACCUUGAGUUACACAACACCGACCCGCUCGCCGCCGCGGCGCGACGCCUUGACAGUGAAAGUAUAAACGGCCGGCCGGUCGGACGCCCGCCCGCCGGGCACCGCGCGCGCGCGCGCGCACACACGCAACAACACGUAUCUACACGUUGGCAAUAUUAUUAUUGUGUUAUUAUUAUUAUUAACAUCGUUGUUUAUUAUCACCGCGGUUGUUGCUGCCCGUGCGCGCGCCGGCCCUUUUCGUUUUUUGUUUACACGACGGACGUUUUCACUGGGCCUGUGAUUACCUAUGAUUAUUGUUAUUAUUAUUAUUAUUAUUAUUAUUGUUAUUGUUAUUGUUAUUGUUGUUGUUAAUAUUAUUGUUAUUAUUAAUUUUUUUUUUUUUUCCAACGCGUUUUGCCAACGAAUAUUGUUGUCGUUAUUGCCGUUUGACGUGCGCGUUCGAUAGAAAAAAAAAAAAAAAAAAAACCCACUCGAUCGCCUAAUCGCAUUUGUAUGCGGCGUUACAAUAUGAUUUUAUUAUUAUUGUUAUUAUCGUUAGUAUUACUCGUACGUACUGUACGGCCCGGAACCUGCCGGUAACAGCGCCUACUCCGCGAACCGUGCUCGCGCGCCGUUAUUACCCUAUACUUCCAACGCCUUUUUAACCGUGAAUUUUGUUUCUGAUUUUUCUAGACGAAAAAGAACAAUCCAAAUCACAUCAAGCGUCCCAUGAACGCGUUCAUGGUUUGGUCGCAGAUCGAAAGGCGCAAGAUAUGCGAACUCCAACCGGACAUGCACAACGCGGAGAUUUCGAAAAAACUGGGCAUGCUGUGGAAAACCCUGUCGGACGAACAGCGCAAGCCGUUCAUCGAAGAGGCGGAACGGCUGAGACUCAUGCACCUGAAAGAGUAUCCGGACUACAAGUACCGGCCCCGGAAGAGAACGCCGAAGAACGUAAACGGGUCCGGGGCCGCCGGUCCCGCGUCCGCCAUCGCAAAGGCCGCGCCGCUGUCCACCGCCCAGUCCAAGUUCCGCAAGAACCUGUGCAAAAAGUUCGGCAACAACGCGACCGGCCGCGUGACGUCCACGCUGACUUCCGGCACCGUCCACUUGCUGGAGGGCAGGCUGAACACGUCCGUGGCCGCCCGUUCGGUGGCGCCGCCGUCGCCGCCGCUGUCGUCCGCGUCCUUGUCGUCGUCGCCCACCUCGCCGUCGGCACCGUCGUUCGACUCGAAAACGUUCGUGCGGCGCAACGGCAUCAUACAGGUGAACCGCAUGAGCCCCGUGAACACGGACCGGCUAAAGUAUCAUUUCACCAUCGAAUCGACAAAGAGCCCCGGUCUGAUCAAGGACGGGGCGGCCGAAGUGCGCAUACCCGCCUCCGUGCACGCCGAAGUGCCGACCAGCCCGACGUGCGACUCGCCCAAUUCGCCGGAGAGCGCCACGUUUUACGACGACUUGUCCUACGGCUACGACGUCAAGCCGCUAAAAAUCAAAAUGCUCAACACGUUGAACUCGGCCGCCACGAUCACGCUGUUGCCGCCCAUCAGCAGCUUGCAGAUGAACGACUUGCCCACCGACGGCGAGGACGACUACAAUAGCAGCAUGUUGCUCAGCCCCGUGUCCCUGAUGUCCGACCACCAGAUCGACCAGAUGGACCUGCAGCUCCAGUGCGGCGACCCGAACCUCGACGCGCACUGCGACCCGAACAGCCGGCUCUACGAUCUGUACGGCCAACACAAUCAGUACUGCGUCAACGAAGAAGACCUGAUGCUCACCCAGACCCUGUUGAUGAAAGACGUACACAUGCUGUCUAAGAUCGACCCGUCCGAGGACUCGAUCAUUCCCGCCUACUUAACGACGAUCAAACAGGAACCGAUGGACCUAGAUUCGGAAUCCGCGGCUCUGGGACAGGUGACCGGUGGUAACCCGACGCUGGCCGAUCUCGAGACACUGGACGAUCUCAUCCCGAUGUUGACGUCCGAGGAAAUAAUAAGGGGCCACACGACUUCGCAUCUCGAGUUCCAGUGCCCGACCGAAGUGUCGGCCAUCCUGAACGGGAUGGGCGUGAACGAAAAGGACUGGAACGUCGACCGCAAGAACGACGAGAAGAAGGACGACGGUCCCAAGAAGGACGACCAGUGCAACGGCGCUGGCGGCGCUGGUGGAGCUGGCGGCGCCGGUGGAGCUGGCGGCGCCGGUGGAGCUGGCGGCGCUGGCGCUUCCUCGGUGGCGGCGUAAGGAGAAAAAUAAAGAAGAAGAGG
Molecule: messenger RNA, 6084 nt
Organism: Cinara cedri
Lineage: Eukaryota; Metazoa; Arthropoda; Insecta; Hemiptera; Aphididae
Source: the annotation of a GenBank genome assembly